AUGUUGAAUAAGUUGAUUGCGGCUGAUAAAGAUGUGCAAGAUCUUCAACUUCUUCAAGAUGGAGUAGGGCAUGAAGAUUUAACUAAAUCUGGCUGGCUAGAAGAAAAAAAAGGCUAUGUAAUUCCGAAAAAGUUUACCGAGCCAGAGGAAGACUUGCACCGAGAUCAAAAAGGAGCUUUCCUCUUAAGUUUCUUUUACGAUAAAGCUCGGGAUGGUAAUAAUCGUGCUUUCGAUCCUACCGAUCUAGAUCAAGAAAAUAAGGUGAUUGGCGGAAAUAAAGGAAUGGCCGGACAUUUAGCGAUUGGAACUGGAGUCGGAAAAACCACCAAGCUAAUUAAUUGUUGUGUUUAUUGCGGAAAAGAAAAAAGCCAAACUUCAAUGGAAUUCUGUCGCCAAGGAACCUUUACUAAAGCGACAGAUGAAGAAAUUGCCAAAGGCAAAGCCGACAAAGAAAAGCAAGAAAUUUAUAUUAGCCAUGAUGCUAAUACUGGACAAUUCGGAAGCAAAGAAGAAGGGCAAAAAGGCCUUUCGGUAAUGUUUUUCGGUAAUUUAUUAGGAACGGUAGCUCGCAAUUUAUUCGAAGAAAAAGAUACUAUCGUAGUUUUCGAUGAAGCUCACUUCAAUAAUCCUGGCUAUCAAGCCUUACAAUUCGAAAUGAUUAAAGCGGGUUAUAAAUGUUUAAGAAUGUCAGCUACCUUUCCUAAAACUCCCUUCUCAGCUACUUCUACUUAUCACAUGACUAGGAUGUUCAGUGGUAAAUUGAAUCCUAAAAUGCCGGCUGGUUUAAUGAAGAUUGACAAUGCUGAGCAAGCGGAAAUAAUCGAAGAAAUGCGAGGGGCAAAGAUUGGUUCCAUUAAGUUCAAAACCGAAAAAGGCUUACCUAUUUUUAUUGAAGUUAAUUUAGAAGAAAGAAUUAGAGCGGGAAUUAAUACUAAAUACACUAUUUACGGAGAACAAUAUGAUGAAAACUGUGAAGAUGUUUCUUAUGGCCAACCUUAUGGCUCAUUAGGAAUAGUAGAUGGGCGAAGAGAAAUGGGUUAUACUCCGGAUGUUGACACCGUAAUUUGCUCGGGAAUUACUGAAACCAAGAAUUUAGGUAAUUAUUUUUCUUAUUCAGAUCCCGUGGUAGGAUUUACUCCGAUUUCUAGUUUAGUUCAGCAAAUGGGAAGGUGUGCCAGGGUUAAACCCGGGUUAGCUAUUACUUUAACUAAAGAGAGCAUGGAAAUGGAUUUGUCAGACAAUGUUUCAGCGGCCAUGGUCAAAGCUUGUUUUGAUGGCAACACCAAACAAAUUAAUGAAAAAGAUUACAAACAAAUUUACGACAUUGAUAUUUUACGAGGUGCUUUGGCUUAUCCCUCUUCAAAAACUUUCGGUAAAGCCCCUGAGGAAAUAUUAAUGGGGUUGAAGGUUUCGGAAAAACAAAUCAAAGGCCGGGAUGAAAAAGUGCCUAUGAAACCCGAAGUAGCUUUAAAGACUUUAAAAGAAAUGAUUGCUAACUUUAUUAUUCAAGAUGGCUCUUUCCCGCAAGGAUUAGAUAUGAAAAAACAAGAAAAGAUGAUUGGAGUGGUAUUGGGAGAAAAAUUAGGAUCAGAUAAGGGUAAAGAAGAAAUAGUUCGCGAAACUCGAAAAGUUCUAAAUGGACUGGUAAAAACCAAAAAAGACGAAUUGGGAAGUAAAGAUUUUGAUGGGGGUAAAAAAUGCAGCAAAAACCCUAACACCAUUAGAAAGUUAGCGGGAUUAUAUAAAUUGACUGAUGCUAAUGUUGAUUAUAAGAGGUUGAAAAACGAUGAAGGGGAAGAGCUCAAGCAUAAGAAUAUGAAUCACCAACAAAGAAUAAAAUUAGGAACUGAAUUACAAGAAAUCAAGGAACUAACUUAUUGCCAAAAUUCCAAAGCCCAUUUAGAGGAAAUUGCUGACUUGCCUGAUUUUCGUCAAGAAAUUGAAGAAACUACCAAACGGGAUACAUUAGAAGCUUUUAAGGAAUUAGAGCAAAAGUUGGCCAGGGGAUUGUUUAAACAUUUAGUAAAUCGCAAAGGGAAUAGUGAAGCUACUGCUUAUAAAGAUAAAGAUCUGGUUUUUUCAGAGAAUUUAAAGAAAAUAUCUGAACAAGCCACAGAGGAAGAUACUAUGGACGGUUAUUAUAACUUACUGAAAUCUUUUCGAAAAAGUUAUGAUGAAUUGGUAAAAUUGAAAAAGUCCGAAGACAAUGCUGAUGCUUUUUUAAAGCAAUUAACUGAGAUUAACGAAGUAGAUUUAGGCGAUGGCAACCUAACUUUUAACUGUAAUGUUUGUCGCAAAGAUUUAGGCGAUGAUAGUCAAACCCAAAUCUUUCGUUGCGUAUUAGAUGGCGAAAACCACGAAAAGAUUUUUUAUCAAGAAUGUCCACAAAAACAACAAGAACCUAAUUUUUGGGAGCGAAUCCCCUUACCCGCUAAAAUCGGGGGAGGAGUUAUCACGGCUUUACUCGGAUUAUUAGCUACCCAAAAAGCCGAAAAGUUCGAAGAUAAAUUGAAAACUGUUAAAGAUAAUUUAGAAAAGAAAGAGCAUUUAUACAGUGAUGAAGAUGGAAAGUUUUAUCCACCCAAAGAACACGAAACUGAACAAGACAAAAUCAAAUUCCAAGAACACCAAGCUGAAGAAUAUGUGGAAAAUGUUUUGAAACCCGAAUACGAAAAGAAAAGCCAAGGGGAAAUGAUGGCGGAAGGUUUUUUUGAUGGGCAAACUGAAAACCUAAUCAUAAGACUUUACGAAAAAGCAACCGAUGAAGAAAAAGAAACUUUUAAAGAUAAAGUUGCAGAAGUAUUCCCCGAUAGUCCAUUAUUAGGUAAAUUAUCAAAGGAUGACCCCCAAGUUCGUUUAAUUCGCAAUAAAGCUCGCCAAGAAAAAGUAAAGGUACAACAGGAAGCGAUCCUUACUAAACUAAAAAUUGAAGAAGCGGCAAUUAAAGAGGAAAUCAAACAUUUAGCUCGGAUUAAGGGCAUUGAAAUUGGAGUAGCCGAAAUCGAAAAAAAAGAACCAGUCGAUUUAUUAGCUACUUUAAAACAUCACGGAACUAAUUUAGUUAAAGAUAAAGUGGGCAAUUUAUUGAAUCAGGAUAAAAAGGAAAAAUAA
Molecule: messenger RNA, 3111 nt
Organism: Funneliformis geosporum
Lineage: Eukaryota; Fungi; Glomeromycota; Glomeromycetes; Glomerales; Glomeraceae
Source: the annotation of a GenBank genome assembly